GUGCGCGGCGGCGUGCGCGCUGGUGGGAGCAAGUCCUGAGCGUCUACACCAGCCAUGAGGAGCGCGAGCGCCUGGGCCCCGCUCUGUCUGCUGUUGGCCGCUGCAGCCCAGCUUGCGCUGCCGCAACCCCCGGAGAGACCUGUUUUCACAUGUGGUGGCAUUUUUACUGGAGAGUCUGGAUUUAUUGGCAGCGAAGGUUUUCCUGGAGUGUACCCUCCAAAUAGCAAAUGCACUUGGAAAAUCACAGUCCCUGAAGGAAAAGUGGUGGUUCUUAAUUUCCGAUUCAUAGACCUCGAGAGUGACAACCUGUGCCGCUAUGACUUUGUGGAUGUCUACAAUGGCCAUGCCAACGGCCAGCGCAUCGGGCGCUUCUGUGGCACUUUCCGACCUGGAGCCCUCGUGUCCAGUGGCAAUAAGAUGAUGGUGCAGAUGAUUUCUGAUGCGAAUACAGCUGGAAAUGGCUUCAUGGCUAUGUUCUCAGCCGCUGAGCCAAAUGAAAGAGGGGAUCAGUAUUGUGGAGGACGCCUGGAAAGACCUUCUGGCUCUUUUAAAACGCCCAACUGGCCUGACCGUGAUUACCCUGCGGGAGUCACCUGCGUGUGGCACAUUGUAGCCCCGAAGAACCAGCUUAUAGAACUAAAGUUCGAGAAAUUUGAUGUUGAGAGAGAUAACUACUGCCGUUAUGAUUAUGUGGCUGUGUAUAAUGGUGGAGAAGUCAACGAUGCUAAAAGAAUUGGAAAAUAUUGUGGUGACAGUCCACCAGCGCCAAUUGUAUCAGAGAGAAAUGAACUUCUCAUUCAGUUUUUAUCAGACUUAAGUUUAACUGCAGAUGGAUUUAUUGGUCACUACAAAUUCAGGCCCAAAAAACUGCCUACAACUACAGCACUCCCUAUCACUACCACCCCACCUGUAACUACAGGUUUAAAACCCACUGUGGCCCUGUGUCAACAGAAAUGCAGGCGAACUGGGACUCUGGAGAGCAAUUAUUGUUCCAGUAACUUCGUGUUGGCUGGUACCGUUAUCACCACCAUCACUCGAGGUGGCAGCCUGCAUGCCACGAUCUCAAUCAUCAACAUCUAUAAAGAGGGAAAUCUAGCAAUUCAGCAGGCAGGCAAGAGCAUGAGUGCCAAGGUCAUCGUGGUCUGCAAGCAGUGUCCUCUCCUCAGAAGAGGUCUAAAUUAUAUUAUUAUGGGCCAAGUGGGUGAAGAUGGACGAGGCAAAAUCAUGCCCAACAGUUUUAUCAUGAUGUUCAAGACCAAGAAUCAGAAGCUCCUGAAUGCCUUGAAAAACAAGCAAUGUUAACAGGGAAUUCUGAAGAGUUAUGCAGCAUUCUGUCAUUGCCUUUGAAAGAUCUAUUUUUUCUCAAUAGGAAAAAGGAAAAAAAAUAUGAAAUUAAAUAUUGAGCAUUCCAGUGAUUUGACUGAAUUACUCUUCACAUGCUUUAAGUAUGAGACCUCCAAUAUUGCUGAUGGAAGUUCUGUGCCUACAGGAAGAGGAGCAGAAAUCUAAUGGAAGACCUACAGGCUUAGUGCUGUAAAAGGAAAUUCCAUGUGUGACGCACUGGCAGCUUGCAAGUGAUUUAUUUAUACAUCUCUGUAAAAGGAUGUUUUUGGAAAUGAGCUGUGUGAAGAUGUAAAACAAGAUUUUUUAAAGUGCAAUAUUUAUAAUAUUUGUUUGACCUUUAAGCAUUUGCUCUGAGGUGUUACCUUCUUCUUUUGCCUUUUUUUAAACCAAUGCUUAUUAAGAUAUUUUUAAAUGAAUAUAUAGCAGCCA
Molecule: messenger RNA, 1773 nt
Organism: Chrysochloris asiatica (Cape golden mole)
Lineage: Eukaryota; Metazoa; Chordata; Mammalia; Afrosoricida; Chrysochloridae
Gene: PCOLCE2
Product: procollagen C-endopeptidase enhancer 2
Exons: 9
Coding region: 55-1302 (415 amino acids)
Molecular function (GO): protein binding
Source: RefSeq, a predicted model, not a curated record